AAUGUGACGUCCAUUGCAACGGAAUUUGAUUCCGUUUUGUUGAUGAUCGUGUCGAGAAUCUUCUCCGUAGCCUGUGAACGCGAUGCGAGCACAAGUGACGAGAAACUACGUGUAUUAUCUGAAGACUAGUGGCAUUUGCGUCGUGGUGCUCGGAGGAUGCUGGUUUCUGUAUCAACUGCGACAGGUAUCGCAGAUUAUUCGGUCGGCUAUCAACACAAGUAUUCUAAAUUUAGAGCAAACCCGAGCACAGUACAUCUACAUUGAUGAUCCUCGAUUUAAAGAUAUUUUCAUGUUUAGGAAGGAUGAGGAUUUACAUGGACCUACAUCAGAGAAGCCAACAAGUCUCAGUGAUGCUCUGGCGAAAUGGUGGAAGAUGAAAAAUCAUAAGAUUGCAUAUAAAUUAUUGUAUAUGGCUCAACAUGGGAACAAAAAUGAACGAUAUAAAGCUGUGACUACACUUGGUUCUCUGUCACAUUUAAAAGAUUGGCAGUAUCGUCAUUUGGCACAGAUGAUGGAUGCUAAAACAGCAGUAGCUCUCGCAAGAAUGCCUAAUGUUAACUUAUUGUUCUUUUUGCAACCACCAUAUUAUCAUGUGCAGUACAAUUUAGAUGAAGUAUUAGAAAAGGUACAUUCGCUGUUGUUAAAUUUGAAUGCUUUAUGUGACAACACACAUCUCUGCCUCACACAAUUUCUCAGUAAAAUGUUUAAAGACUCGCAUCGAUAUCUUGUAGAAUGGUUUGACCAUGAUUUGACAAGUGUGGGUCUCUCUGUGGAAACGACAACAGUUCGGGAUGAUGAAUUACUUAAAAGUUGCAUUCGUGCAAUCUGUCAUCAUUCCUCUGUGGAACAAUAUAGCAAACAUUUGAUUAAAGCUGGAGCUUUGCCAAUAUUGACAGCGAUACAAAAAAUUUGCAAUGAUGACAUAGAAAUAUGUAUAUUACUCGCAAGGAUAUUAUCCAACAUAUCUCUUCAUUCCGAAUAUUUAGAAACUAUCUAUGAGUCCGGAUGGAUAGGCAUAUUGUCACAUUGGUCCCACAGCGAUGACAUUCGUCUAUCAGCACAGGCGAUCAGUGCAUUGGUGAAUCUAGAUACAAAUGAAAACGAGAAAGUGAAUUAUCCGCAGAGCGUCUAUCUUCUCCAUCCUCUACACAGAAUUCACGCAGCAACAAAAAUGGACGUUAUAUUUCUGCACGGAUUGUUAGGUGGAGUUUUUGUUACUUGGAGACAACGUGACAUUGAUACCUCUGCACUUGGAGUUGUGGAUGGUAAUACAUUGGUCGAAAACACUACAGACUACUUAUCUGCUAUGGUUGAUGACGAUCGUCCUGAAGAAUUCUUUAAAGACUUGGCUCGCGAUCUGCAUUUGCGCGAAUGGAGAAAGAUAGGUCAAGAUUUUGAGGUGAUACUGGAUGAUUGUCCACAAAACACAAACGAUUGUGCAUGCGGACCUUAUUUCUGCAGAGGAGAUGACACCUGUAUGAAUGAUUUUGAUUCUACAUCCAAAACACUUUGUUGGCCUAAAGACUGGUUACCUGUAGACAUACCAUCCUUGCGAAUCAUAGGUAUUAACUAUGGUACGAGUUUAUCUAUGUGGACUCCUUUCUGUCCAAUAGAAAGCAUGAAGAGCACUAUUAAAGAGAGAAGCGAAGAAUUCGUUACCAAAUUGACAAUGGCGAACGUGGGCCAACGUCCACUUAUAUGGGUCGCCCAUUCAAUGGGUGGAUUAUUAAUUAAAAAAAUGCUUGUAGAAGAAUGGAAAACUGGAGAUAAGAAUGGUAUCUGCAAGAAUACCAAAGCUAUUCUAUUUUACGGUACUCCUCAUCGAGGUUCACAUGUGGCGGCUCUGAAGCAAACAACGCAAAUGCUGCUAUGGCCAACAGUUGAGGUUCAAGAACUACGCGAAGAAUCACCACAAUUACUAAGAUUGCAUGAAGAGUUUUUAGAAAUGUUGAAUAAAUAUCACAUAGAAAUUGUGAGUUUCGCCGAGGCCAAACCUACGCUUGUAACUGCGCUGAAGUUUCCUUUCCAAUUUGUCAGUCUCAAUUCAGCAGAUCCUGGCGUGGGAGAAUUCUUCGAGAUUCCGCAGGAUCAUUUAUCAAUAUGCAAGCCAGCUAGCAGGCAAUCAUUCUUGUAUCAAAAACUUUUGAGUGUGCUCAGACGCCACGUCAACACUCAGGAAGAUACAACCGUCUCGAUUAGGAAUCUAUUGUCUUUGUUGAGUAAGUUAUUUUAA
Molecule: messenger RNA, 2233 nt
Organism: Atta colombica
Lineage: Eukaryota; Metazoa; Arthropoda; Insecta; Hymenoptera; Formicidae
Product: protein SERAC1
Exons: 15
Coding region: 83-2233 (716 amino acids)
Source: RefSeq, a predicted model, not a curated record